AUGUCCCAGCGGGACCACUCCCAAUGUCCCAGCGGUGACCACUCCAUAUGUGCCAGAGGUGACCACUCCAUAUGUGCAGAGGUGACCACUCCAUAUGUGCCAGCAGUGACAACACCUUAUGUACCAGAGGUGACCACUCCAUAUGGGCCAGCAGGGACCACAGCUUAUGUGCCAGAGGUGACCACUCUAUAUGUGCAAGCAGUGACCACGACUGAUGUAUCAGAGGUGACAACUCAUUAUAUUCCUGGGGUCACCACACCAAGGGUACAAGUGACAACACCAAACGUGCCCGUCACCACUUCUGAAACACUGACCACACCAUAUGCUCCAGCAGUGACCACACCUUAUGUACCAGAGGUGACCACUCCAUAUGUGCCAGCAGUGACCACUCCAUAUGUGCCAGCAGUGACCACACCUUAUGUACCAGGGGUGACUACUCCAUAUGUGACGGCAGUGACCACACCUUAUGUACCAGAGGUGACCACUCCAUAUGCUCCAGCAGUGACAACACCUUAUGUACCAGGGGUGACCACUCCAUAUGUGCCAGCAGUGACCACACCCUAUGUACCAGAGGUGACCACUCCUUAUGUGCCAGCAGUUACGACACCUUAUGUGCCAGAGUUGACCACUCCCAAUGUGCCAGAAGUGACAACACCUGAUGUACCAGAGGUGACCACUCAAUAUAUGCCAGAAGUGACCACACCUUACGUCCCAGAGGUGACCACUCCGUAUGCUCCAGCAGUGACAACACCUUAUGUACCAGGGACCUCGUCAACAUUUCCUCCAACGAAGUCUGUCACUGACUUGAAAGAAUUACAUCCACCAACUGUAGUGGCAACCUAUGUGCCUCCAUAUGUUACAACACCCAACAAUUUGAAGCCAACAACUCCAAACAUUCCAUAUAUAACAACACCUUAUCUACCAGAGGUGACCACUCCAUAUGUGCCAGCAGUGACCACACCUUACGUCCCAGAGGUGACCACUCCCUAUGUGCCAGUAGUGACCACACCUCAUGUACCAGAGGUGACCACUCCAUAUGUGCCAGUAGUGACCACACCUUAUGUACCAGAGGUGACCACUCCAUAUGUGCCAGCAGUGACAACACCUUAUGUACCAGAGGUGACCACUCCAUAUGUGCUAGCCUUGACAACACCUUAUGUACCAGAGGUGACCACUCUAUAUAUACCUGCCGUGACAACACCCUAUGAACCAGAGGUGACCACUCCCUAUGUGCCAGCAGUGACCACACCUUACGUCCCAGAGGUGAUCACUCCAUAUGUUCCAGAAGUGACAACACCCUAUGUACCAGAUGACAACACCUAUGUUCCAGAGGUGACCACUCCCUAUGUGCCAGCGGUGACCACUCCCUAUGUGCCAGCGGUGACCACACCAUAUGUACCAGAGGAGACCACUCCGUAUGCUCCAGCAGUGACAACACUUAAUGUACCAAAAGUGACUACUCCAUACGUCCCAGCAGUGACCACACCUCAUGUACCAGAGGUGACCACUCCAUAUGUGCCAGCAGUGACAACACCUUAUUUAGCAGAGGUGACCACAACCUAUGUACCGGGGUGA
Messenger RNA from Strongylocentrotus purpuratus (purple sea urchin), 1575 nucleotides. Its product is annotated as proteoglycan 4-like. NCBI's taxonomy places the organism in Eukaryota, Metazoa, Echinodermata, Echinoidea, Camarodonta, Strongylocentrotidae. The transcript has 4 exons. The coding region runs from base 1 to 1575 and encodes 524 amino acids. The record is from RefSeq and is a predicted model, not a curated record.